Messenger RNA from Ilyonectria robusta, 687 nucleotides. RefSeq names its product RmlC-like cupin domain-containing protein. The coding region runs from base 1 to 687 and encodes 228 amino acids. NCBI's taxonomy places the organism in Eukaryota, Fungi, Ascomycota, Sordariomycetes, Hypocreales, Nectriaceae. The transcript has 2 exons. Gene Ontology annotation, cellular component: intracellular anatomical structure. The record is from RefSeq and is a predicted model, not a curated record.
AUGGGUGAAUACAUACUCAACGAAGUCGCUCUCGACACCCUCAAACCCGCCUUCAUCCCGUCUUCCGAGCCAGAGUCCUCCAAAACAGCAGCUCUCAUCCAAGCCCUCGACCUCCUCCCUCACGUUGAAGGCGGCUACUUCAGUCAGACCGACGAGGACACCAAAACCAUCCCCUCGCCCUACCCCCUGAACCCGUUAUCUGGAGAGCCUGCCUCUCAGGCCGUGCCGUCUCGUCCUGGCUUCGACCCUGCAGUUCGCCGCCUGUCGACCUCCAUCUUCUACUUCCUCACGCACCGCAGUCCCCUGGGCCGAUUCCACCGCAACCGCAGCCGGAUCAUUCACACGCUGCACCGCGGGCGUGGGCGCUACGUGCUGCUCCACCCCGAUGGCCGAGUCGAGUCCUUCAUCGUCGGCCAUGCAGUCGAACGCGGCGAGCGGCUGCAGUGGGUCGUCGAAGGGGGCGUAUGGAAGGCCAGUUACCUGCUCGACACCGAAGAGAACAUGGCCGCGGGAGGUGCUCAGGAACCCGACGGUCUUCUCAUCUCAGAAACGGUGGUGCCUGGGUUUGAGUACGCCGACCAUGAAUUCCUCUCUGAGCGCCGCCUAGGGGAGCUUGUGCCCGAGAGCAAAGCCAUUAUUGGGAUGAAUGCCUGGCACGGGAUCAUCAUCCCCUUGGACAACACAUAG